UGAAACGUUUUACCUUUUUUGACUUGUGAAGAAAGACAAAAUUAGCCUUAAAAAAGGCUAAAUAGCACACAAUAAUGUCAAAGUCUCUCAUUUGGCGCGUUAAUCCAUUUUCGAUUAGGUCGUUCAGUAAGAAGCAACUCUCCAGAUCUAAGAUUAUUAUUAGGAAAAUAAUAAUGCCAGCCGAAAAUAUCGCUGAAGUUAGUUGUUACCCGAACGAUGAAUCUCUUUCAAAUAAGCGACAAAGAUGUGAAUGUGAUGCAAACAAACAUAAUGAUGCAGUACCGGUAAUAAUGGAGUUUGCUAAACUGUCUGAUAACGCUACUACACCGACGAGGGGAUCGCCCUUAGCUGCAGGAUUUGAUCUUUACAGUGCAUAUGACUAUAUUGUUCCUGCCAAAGGUAAAGAGAUUGUGAAGACUGAUAUCCAAAUAGCUGUUCCAGAUGGGUGCUAUGGACGUGUGGCGCCUCGCUCUGGGUUGGCAGCGAAAAGCUUUAUUGAUGUUGGUGCCGGAGUGAUAGAUCAAGACUACAGAGGCAACGUAGGAGUUGUUUUGUUCAAUUUUUCCGAUACUGACUUUAAAGUAAACAAAGGGGACAGAAUCGCUCAACUGAUAUGUGAAAGAAUUUACAUUCCUCAGCUAUGUGAGAAACCUUCUUUGGAUAAUACUGAAAGAGGAACUGGUGGUUUUGGUUCUACAGGAACAAAUUAACUUCUUUUUCUGAUAAGUAUUAAUGAUAUUGUUGUAAAAAAAUGUUUGCUUGUUUUUAGCAUGUUUACCUUCAAAGUUUUGUUUUUUUUUUUUGCUUAGAAAUUCUUGAACAAAGAGAUCUGGAAAUAUCAGCUGGUAUUGUUUAAUAUUGUACUCACGAUUAAAUAUUUGUACACACGUUA
Biomphalaria glabrata is the source of this 892-nucleotide messenger RNA. RefSeq names its product deoxyuridine 5'-triphosphate nucleotidohydrolase-like. The record is from RefSeq and is a predicted model, not a curated record. Lineage: Eukaryota; Metazoa; Mollusca; Gastropoda; Planorbidae. Bases 75 to 710 code for a protein of 211 amino acids. Gene Ontology annotation, molecular function: magnesium ion binding; dUTP diphosphatase activity. Gene Ontology annotation, biological process: dUTP catabolic process; dUMP biosynthetic process. The transcript is spliced from 2 exons.